AUGUGUUCUUCCAGAGAAACAACGAGAAGUUCAAGGCUGAGCUGGAGGGCGCUGAAGUUUCUUAGUCGCAUAACUUUAGCUUAUUUUUCUGUUGGGGCUUCGGGUUUCGUAAAGAGCUUGCCUAUUCGAAAGCAAUGUUAUGCCCCCCAAUCCAAGGUUCCAUUGUCGCAGCUGCAUUACCGAGGGGCAGGGAGUGAAGAUCCGCACAAAGCUGGGCACACAGUGGAGACAAGAGCUCUGCUGGUGCUGUUUGGGCUGUUGCCAGGACGCCGGAAGCUGCAACCCGAGACUAAAACUAAAUCGCUGGUGCUGGUAGAGGAGAUGCUGAGGCAAGCCUGUGCAAAAAUAGCCCUGUCUGGCAUUCAGAGAGGCAGGGUUUCGUGCAACUUUGUCUCCGAUGUUGACAGCUCCCCGAUUGCCCUCAGUCUGGAUUUUCUUGAAGAUGGCAGCACACGAGGUUUGGCCGACCUGGAGAACUUGCAUAAGGGUGCAAGCAAGGGCUGGGACAAGCUUUCGCAGCACGCUUGGUGUGGUCGCAAACUUUCAACCACUCUUCAGCAAACGAACCUUUGGGAUAUCUACCUCUUCCUAAUAUGGAGCAAGCACAACCCGAGUUCGAAGAUCUGGGAGCAGUUCUCUGUACACCUUUAUCCCAAGGUUGUUUUCUUUGCUGGUUACUUGCUGGAGGCCUAUGUCGAUGAACUUGCCAACUUGCCACUGGCACCGCUUCCCCUUUUGAAAACCAAGCAUGGAAACAGUCGACGAGUUCCGAAAGUGAACAAAAUCAUACUUUUACAACGCGUGAAGGCGCAAAAGCGCCACAGAGGAGAAGUCAUGCAGACGCACACUGACUUGGCGCCACGUCAGAUCGCACUGAUACGAGCUGAGGCUAAUUUGGAAGUGGCUGAGUAUGUCAAGCUCUUGACGACCGCCUUUGCCGACACGCAGCAUGUCCAGGUGUCCUGGGAUGCGUCAACCUAUGAUGUGGAAACUUUAGUGGCGAUCGCAUACGAUUACAAGAAGAACGUGUCGGGCUACUUACCCAUACAAAACAUCAGCCCCGUCCAGACAGCAGAGUUGCACGAAACUGUGAGGACAUUGGCUGUGCAAGGCCGGAUCACACGUGUCGAGAGUUACAAUACAAUGCGAUCUUUCAGCCAUGCCCUGAACUCAAUUGGGCUUCCGCUUGCCGCCUUCGCAAAGCCUCCAGACCUACUUCUGGGGCCACUCCGGGCUGAGGAGGAACGGGUGCUGAUGAACGGGACCUACUUCAUUUAUAAUACCACGACACAGUCGAUUCAAAGACAGGUACCGACUGCAUGGAGUCUGGCGAAGCAGCCACUGUUGAUCUCGGUGAGCGAUCAGGGACCGCUGAACUGUCCUGGUCUCGAUCACUUGCAGUUCAAGCUUCGUGGGUUCGUGCUUCCCUUGUAUGAUCAGAGUCAUCGUACAUGGAACGACUUGAAGUCGGCCAUGAGGAGUGUGAAGCUCUUUCGCAUCCUCCUGCAGUUCUCCAUUCUCUACAACAUGAAUUAUGGACCUGGAGGCACCAAGGCUUGGAUGGCCAAGAAGCAACAGUAUGCAGAGGAAUUUAGAGCCAAACAGACAGCUGAUGGCAAAAUCUUCCUCAGCUACAUGCCGUACAUCUGCCAUGAGAUGGGCCUUUCGGAGCCAACGACUGCUGAGGAGAGGGAGGCACUCUUCGGGACGAUCACUUCGCUGCAGACGCUGCAGCAGCAUGGACCACUCGUCAAACUCAUGAGAUGGUUUUCUUACUUCCAAUCGCACCAAUUUUAUGCUGGCGAACACUUCUGGACAAAGAUGCUGAUUGGGGAAGGUGGGCCGCCACAGCAAGGCAUCCAGCCUGAGGCAGUGCUGACACCGGAUAUCUUGGCCGGCAAUCUGGACGAUCGAGAGGAGCUACGACAACUCAAGCUCAAGAUGGGCUCAUGGCGACUUGCACCGUUGCUCGUAACACCAUGGACCUGGUGGAAAAACGAGCUUUUGGUUUCCAUGGCGACGCCAGUCUGGAGCUGCUUCACACAGAAAGCCCAGCAGCUCAAGUUGCCUCACGAGAUCGCCGGUGACAUCGCCAAAAGAGCUGCGACCAAGCUCUGGGCCGAGGAGAUCCACGCUGUGAUCGGGAAUGGCUUCUUUGAUGGGCCUCAGAAACUGUACCCGGCUCGCUUUCUUUCAAACGAGGAGGAAGGACAGUGCAUCUCUUUGCACUUUCGGAGACGUGUGCAGAGCUCCGCUUCGUACUACCUCCGACCGCCUUUUCGAUAUGCUGGGGCACUUCUUGCAGAAAGCAGGGAGACCACCCUUCGCCAGAUGCAUGCCGACUGGGCAGCCGUCUUGAAGGCCGAGAAAGCCAUGGCUGGUGGAGCAGGCAUGGAACCCCUGAAGGAGAUGCAUUGGCGGCUGAAUUCCGUCAACAGGCUGAUCCACUUGAUCCGGGACAUGGCCGAGGUCGCUUCAACAACAGCCGAACGCCGGGCCUACAACAACCAAGUGGUUGAGCUUCUGACCUUCGUCAGCACGCAUCUUGCCGACACAGUUAUCGUGGAAAAUACACAUCAGAUGGCCAAAGACGCGCUCAGGGACGCACGCCACUUUCAAAAAUCUCGGACAGGGAAGCAAGUUGCUUGCAUACGCUGCAGUGCAAUACCGAGCCGUGGUGUGCCCUGCUUGAAGGUGUCAGAUGAUCAGAAAGCCACUGCUUCUGCGGGCAAGUCCUCGAGCUUUGACAAGCUCACGCACCCCAACACCCAUGCUCUCAAAAAGGAGUUCCAGAGGCUCAUGGAAACUAAAACGAAGCAGCAUACGUGGCCGAGCACGACCCAGCAGAUGGAGUGGCAGCAAGUUGUGGCUACAGAGUGGUUCCUCUGCUACAUGCAAGAUGAGGACAAGUUUGCAGCUGGCCCCAACUCUGCUUGGCUGUCUGUCUUGGCUGGGGCAGCAGGCGAGGUGGUAGCAUGCCAGCGUGCAGGAGAGAUCAUGUUGAUCUUGGCUGUUGGAUCUUAUGGCUUCGCUGCUUGGGACCUGGAGCUGGCGGCAGGAGUCCGCACGGCUGCUGGGAUGUCGGCUUUCCGGCCCUACAGGCACAAUGCCAUCCGAUUCCACCACAUCACGGAGCUGGAGGACUGGGUUUCCGUUCCUGUCAAGCCUGGCCUGUCUGGCCCGCACGGCCCGCUGCACCUGGAACAGACCUCUGAGGCCAUGUCGCUGCCCUUGGCUAGAAUCCAUGCCGGACUCAAUCUGACAUGCAAGCAGUGCCAGGACCUGUUGGCAUUGUUCAAAGUCAACUUUCGCAAAAACCAGUCACGAGCCAGCUUGCACGGCCUAAUCCUCGAUCUUUUCUUGGAAACCGAGCACGAGAAAGAAGAGGCCAGGAGGAAGAUGGCUGCCUGCUUGCUUCCACAAGAAGAAGAACACGCUGAGGACAGUGACAUGGAGGAGUUGUUGGAACAGCUCGAGGAUCUCGAGAAUCAGGGCGAUCCAGAGAUCCAGAAAGAGAAGGAGAAGAUCAAACAAAGGAGAACUGGACGGAUCGCUGUCCCCAGAGCUGCUGGUCCCGACGAGGGAGAACAAGUUCCGAAACGGAAGGCUAAGGCCAAGGCUCCGCCAAAGCAACGGAAGAAAGGCUUGCUCGAGCCGAAGAUGAAGGCUCAUCUAGGGCACGGGUUUACAGGCUGA
Molecule: messenger RNA, 3696 nt
Organism: Symbiodinium sp. CCMP2592
Lineage: Eukaryota; Dinophyceae; Suessiales; Symbiodiniaceae
Source: the annotation of a GenBank genome assembly